Aspergillus terreus NIH2624 is the source of this 486-nucleotide messenger RNA. RefSeq names its product putative stress response RCI peptide. Bases 1 to 486 code for a protein of 161 amino acids. Gene Ontology annotation, molecular function: ubiquitin protein ligase binding. The transcript has 2 exons. Gene Ontology annotation, biological process: endosome transport via multivesicular body sorting pathway. The record is from RefSeq and is a predicted model, not a curated record. Lineage: Eukaryota; Fungi; Ascomycota; Eurotiomycetes; Eurotiales; Aspergillaceae. Gene Ontology annotation, cellular component: fungal-type vacuole lumen; fungal-type vacuole membrane.
AUGUGCGGUUCAGACAUCUUCCUAGGCAUUCUCGCCAUCUUCUUCCCCCCCGUCGCCGUAUGGAUCAAAGUAGGCAUCUGCACCGCCGACUCCAUCAUCAACCUCGCCCUCUGCUGUCUGGGCUACGUCCCCGGUCUCCUCCACGCCUGGUACAUCAUCCUCAAAUACCCCGAGCCGGACUACGAUGACCCCAACUACGAGCCCAUCCCGGGCUCCAACCGGCGCGGGGAUGUCGAAAACGCCCAUGUCACCUACUACUACGUGUCGCAUCAGCCCAUGUCGCCCCCGUCGCAGCGAGGCUAUGGGACGCUGAAUGCACAUGCCCCCGCCGGUGCGCAGCAGCCACCCAAGCCGCAGAACCAGCCGAGUGCCUCUGGUGGUGCUGGCGGUGGAGGAAGUAGCAGUCAGGCGGCGGAGGAUGCGCGCCCACCGCCGACAUAUGCCGAGGCUGUCCGGGGUGACCACAAGGUGCAGGAUGGAAACUGA